Capronia coronata CBS 617.96 is the source of this 1035-nucleotide messenger RNA. RefSeq lists its product as uncharacterized. The transcript has 3 exons. The record is from RefSeq and is a predicted model, not a curated record. NCBI's taxonomy places the organism in Eukaryota, Fungi, Ascomycota, Eurotiomycetes, Chaetothyriales, Herpotrichiellaceae. The coding region runs from base 1 to 1035 and encodes 344 amino acids.
AUGGAGAAGUUCUCGCAGUUUCGCGACAAAGGCUCUGGUAUCGCACCAUUCCUCCCUAUUCCGACCGAGUCUGCAGGCCUGCAACUCCCUUUUCACAUUUUCCUCUUCGUCUGUCGAGUGCCUCUCCUCCUGAUCUUCGCUCUUUCAUACUUCCUGGUCCUCCAAUGGAUGCCUAUAGGAGUGCUGGGCAGGAAGGCUUCGCUAUGGUGCAUACUGGGCUUACCAGGUAUCUGGUGGGUUGAUCUACAAAUCGAUGGAGUGAAAAAGGGGUCUUUGGCAAAGAACAGCGCCAGUCUCCCUCAAGCCGGCUCCAUCAUUGCGUCUUCGAGCGCUUCUCCCAUCGAUGCGCUGUAUCUAUCUGCAAUCUUCGACCCGUUGUUUGUCGCCAGCUAUCCGAGUACCCGACUCGUGCAGCCCAUCUCUCUCUUCACCGCCCUAUGCCGGGCCUUCUCGCGUCCCCAACUCAAUCCUCCCGCGAAAGCGAAACUGGUGGACCUAAAGACAUAUCUGAAGCAAAAUCCAAGUCGCAUUGUUGCCGUCUUUCCCGAAUGCACGACUUCCAACGGGAGAGGAAUACUACCCAUGAGUCCUGCGCUAUUGACUGUGCCACCACGCACCAAGGUGUUCCCCGUCAGCUUGCGAUAUACACCGCCUGAUAUAACCACGCCAAUCCCGCACGCCUACUUUACAUUCCUGUGGAACUUGUGCAGCAAACCAACCCACUGUAUCCGGAUUCGGAUCGCGGAACCAGUAUACAACACUUCAAAGCGAACUCCCGAACCAGUUGUCGCGAAGACUUCAGCUUACGCCACGAAUCAUUUCGACACCUUCGGUACCGACAGUGCGGCAAGCGACGCGGACACGCUCGUGGGCAGCGAAGAGCUCGAAGGCCCCACGACGAACGAAGAGAGAGCGUUUCUCGACAAGGUUGCCGAGGCUCUGGCUAGGCUGGGACGUGUCAAGAGAGUCGGCUUGGGGGUCAAAGAGAAGAUUGCGUUUCUGGUGAUGUGGAAGACAUCGCGGAGAAGGCGAUGA